This is a messenger RNA of Neltuma alba, 1853 nucleotides long. Its product is annotated as cell division cycle 20.2, cofactor of APC complex. Gene Ontology annotation, biological process: anaphase-promoting complex-dependent catabolic process; positive regulation of ubiquitin protein ligase activity; positive regulation of anaphase-promoting complex-dependent catabolic process. NCBI's taxonomy places the organism in Eukaryota, Viridiplantae, Streptophyta, Magnoliopsida, Fabales, Fabaceae. The record is from RefSeq and is a predicted model, not a curated record. The transcript is spliced from 4 exons. Gene Ontology annotation, molecular function: ubiquitin ligase activator activity; protein binding; anaphase-promoting complex binding. Bases 160 to 1524 code for a protein of 454 amino acids. Gene Ontology annotation, cellular component: anaphase-promoting complex.
AAUAUCCUGAAGCCCUGAUUUGAUCCUUCCAGCCUACGGAAAUCAUCAAGCUCUCAGCCAUUUUACUUUUUCACUCUUUUAUUUUCUUGUUUCCUUUUAUAUAAUUCCACACUAACAUCUCUCUCAACUUCGCCUUUCUUGGUGUCUUCUUCCCUGAAUAUGGAUGCAGGAUCAUGGCCACAGACUUCUUCCGGCAAGGCCAAGGCUCGAUCCCCUCUCCAGGAUCAAUUAACCCACAGAAAAAACUCGAGAGAAAAUUUGGACAGGUUCAUUCCUAAUAGGUCAGCCAUGGAUUUCGAUUUCGCUCAUUACAUGCUCACUGAAGGAAGGAAGGGCAAAGAGAACCCAGUUGUAAGCUCACCAUCACGAGAAGCCUAUCAGAAGCAAUUGGCUGAGGCACUCAACAUGAACAGGACUCGAAUCUUGGCCUUCAAGAACAAGCCGCCAACACCUGUUGAACUCAUCCCCGACCACAUUCUUAACCCACCUCUUCACUCGAAAUCUACUAAACCCAAACGACAUAUUCCUCAGAGUUCUGAGAGGACACUGGAUGCUCCUGACAUCGUAGACGACUUCUAUUUGAAUCUACUAGACUGGGGGAGUAGCAAUAUCCUUUCCAUUGCCCUUGGAAAUACGGUAUACCUUUGGAAUGCUUCAGAUAGCUCAACCUCAGAACUGGUCACAGUUGACGAGGAAGAUGGUCCUGUCACAAGUGUUAGCUGGGCCCCUGAUGGACGCCAUAUAGCCAUUGGUUUGAACAGUUCCCAUGUCCAACUAUGGGAUUCUACUUCUAAUAGGCUGCUAAGAACACUGAAGGGGGGACACCGAGGCCGAGUUGGUUCACUGGCUUGGAACAAUCAUAUUCUCACAACAGGAGGAAUGGACGGCAGAAUUAUCAACAAUGAUGUCAGAAUAAGAUCUCACAUUGUUGAAACUUACAGAGGACACCAACAAGAGGUGUGUGGACUGAAGUGGUCAAGCUCUGGACAGCAAUUAGCCAGUGGAGGCAACGAUAAUCUUGUUCACAUUUGGGACAGUUCUAUGACAUCUUCGAGUUCACCUACACAUUGGCUUCACAGGCUCGAGGAUCAUAGAGCCGCCGUUAAGGCCCUGGCUUGGUGUCCAUUUCAGGGAAAUCUACUUGCAACUGGUGGAGGUGGGGGUGACCAGUGCAUCAAGUUCUGGAACACUCAUACAGGGGCGUGCAUAAACUCUGUAAACACAGGUUCGCAGGUUUGUGCUUUAUUAUGGAACAAGAAUGAGCGUGAGUUGCUUAGCUCGCACGGUUUCACCCAGAACCAGCUCAUCCUUUGGAAGUAUCCUUCUAUGGUGAAGAUGGCAGAGCUCACUGGUCAUACCUCCAGAGUACUCUACAUGACUCAAAGUCCUGAUGGUUGUACAGUGGCUUCUGCAGCUGGGGAUGAGACACUGAGAUUUUGGAAUGUGUUUGGAACCCCGGAAUUGUCUAAACCUAAACCAAGGGCUAAUCCUGAGCCCUUUGCUCAUAUAAACCGAAUCCGCUGAAAAUCACAAGUGAAAUUACUUUGAGCUUGUCCGUCCCGGGUAUCUGUAUAUUUUGACAGCAAUUUUUCCGUGUCUUUGAACUAGCGGCGGAUAGGGAGGAGGUGACUGGGAAGGGGGAACCCAAGUUUUUUUUUUUUUUAGUACUAUAUAGGUGUUAUGCUGUCCAAAAUUUUUGCAAACUUCUAUCAUAUAUAUACAUUCAAUCUCAACUCCACUCAAUUAAAGUUUGGCUCCUAUAGUGCAGGCAGGCAACUACAAACUCUAUAGUUUGAACUGCAUAUUUAAACAGAUAUGUUAGUGUUUAUAUAUAAUUGUCUGUAUAGCAAUAG